AUGGAGCAGCCAGCUCCCAGCAGCGCUGAAGGUGGUGCUGCCUUCUCCCUGCUUUCUGCAAAGGAGCGUUCGGCACCGGGGUUUCUCCCAUGGGGAAUAACUCAGCUCCUUUCAGAGGUGGCUGAGCCCUCUCUGCCUCCCACGAGGCAGAUCCCGGCGCUGCCACCGGCGGAGCCCCGGCCUCUCUCCCGCCCAGCGGAGCCGAAGAAAGAGAAACCCCUGGAAGAUGAGAAAUCCCCGGCAGUGCUGACGAAAAGCCCCCGGGCCGAGCUCUGCGGCGCUCCCGAAGCUGUGACAUGCCAGCCCCAGGUGCGGCCACCCCCGCAGCCCCCCGGGCCCUGCACCCUCCUGCUGCCCAACGGAGCCGGGCGGGGGCCGGAGCCGGGCGGUGCCGUCGGGGAGGCAGGGAACGGGACCUGCCGGGCCGUGCCCAGCGCGCAGAAACCGCACCGAAAGCUGCAGUCACACCACUCCAUCCACAGCCAGAGCAGCAAGAAGAGCAAGGGCAGCUCCAAGUCGCCCUCCUCCCACAUCCCCAUUGAGGCGCAGGAAGACUGCUGCGUCCACUGCAUCCUCUCCUGCCUCUUCUGCGAGUUCCUGACCCUCUGCAACAUCGUGCUGGACUGUGCCACCUGCGGCUCCUGCACCUCCGAGGACUCCUGCAUCUGCUGCUGCUGCUGCAACUCGGGCGAGUGCGCGGACUGCGACCUGCCCUGCGACAUGGACUGCGGCAUCAUCGACGCCUGCUGCGAGUCCGCCGACUGCCUGGAGAUCUGCAUGGAGUGCUGCGGGCUCUGCUUCUCCUCCUGA
Cinclus cinclus is the source of this 810-nucleotide messenger RNA. RefSeq names its product MyoD family inhibitor (gene MDFI). Lineage: Eukaryota; Metazoa; Chordata; Aves; Passeriformes; Cinclidae. The record is from RefSeq and is a predicted model, not a curated record.